AUGGCACGGACACGAACGCAACCGUGCGGGCAAAUGUUGCUGCUGCCUUCGAUCACCGUAGUACUGCUGCUGGCCAUCAGUUUCGACGGGCGUGUUUCGGCCCUCUCCGAGCUGAUCAAGGAUGACCACCUGGAAGGACCGCACGUGUGCAAGGAGGUGGAGAACAUGACCGUGACGAUAACGACACCUCGCGAAGAGGCGUACCAGGAGCGGUACCAGAAGUGGUGUCUCGGGAUCCCUUUUCGAUGCUCAGCCUACCGUAUCCGGGUCCGGACAGUCAACGAAACGCGUACGAUCAUCAAGCAGCGUAUCGUGAAAAAGUGCUGUGUCGGGUAUACACUAAACGAGGAGCAAACGCAGUGCAUUCCAGAAUGCAAGGCUGGGUGUCGAAACGGACAAUGCAUCGAGCCGGACGUGUGUCGCUGCAACGAAGGAUACGCUGGAAAAACCUGCAACAUUAAAUGUCCUCCGGAUCUAUGGGGCUCGGAUUGUGCGCAACGGUGUAAAUGCGCGAAUGGAUCGGUUUGCAAUGCGGCAGAUGGUAGCUGUACGUGUAAGCGCGGAUACAAGGGUCGCUACUGUGAGGAGAAGUGUCCAAAGAAUCAUUUUGGACAAGAUUGUGCCGAAAUUUGCCAGUGCGAAAAUGGUGGAACGUGUGACCACGAGUCCGGCGCGUGUUUCUGCGCUGCGGGAUUCACAGGACCUCUCUGUACGGAAAGCUGCCCUGCCGGGACACACGGUACCAAGUGCCAGUCGAAGUGCCGCUGCCAAAACGGUGGAACGUGCGAUCCUGUGACGGGUAAGUGUAUUUGUCCGGCCGGGUACACUGGGAUGGUGUGCGCAAACCGUUGCCAACCUGGGUUGUACGGUGUCGGAUGUACACAACGGUGCGAAUGCUUCAACGGAGCCGACUGUAACCGUGUGACGGGCCAGUGCAUCUGCGCUCCCGGGUUCAUGGGCGCGAAGUGUCUUGACUCCUGUCCCAACACCUUGUACGGGGUCAACUGCACGGAAACGUGCCGAUGUCUCAACGGGGCACCCUGUGAUACGGCCGAUGGAAGCUGUACGUGUCCGGAUGGCUGGACUGGUGCCGAUUGCGGACAGCGGAUCUGUCCGUCCAACCGAUACGGUGCCAACUGCACCAGCGUCUGCGAUUGCAACUGGAACAACACGAAAAUGUGCCAUCCAUGGACCGGAAAAUGUCUCUGCCAUCCUGGCUGGAGCAACAGCGCGUGUGAUAGACCGUGCCGUUUCCUGCGCUACGGACAGGACUGCCAGCUGACGUGCAACUGCAAAAAUUCCUCCCCCUGUUCGCACAUUGACGGAUCGUGCCAAUGCAUCGCCGGCUUUAAGGGUGAAAGCUGCGAGGAACCGUGCUCCAACAACACGUAUGGGCAGAACUGCAGCGAACGAUGCCAGUGCCUGAACGGGGCCACGUGCGAAGGCGACUCGGGCAAGUGCCUGUGUGCACCGGGUUGGCAGGGCAUCAAGUGUGACCGGCCCUGCGAUGCCCAGCAUUACGGGCACGACUGCACGGAGCAGUGCCGCUGUCAAAAUGGUGGUGUUUGCAACCCGAUCAACGGCCAGUGUAUCUGUCCGGCAGGUUUUACAGGCGAGGUGUGUGAUAGGAAGUGCGAUUCCGGCCGGUUCGGACAGAAUUGCGAGCAAGCGUGCGAUUGCCACAUAGGAAAUGCACUGGCCUGCAACGCAACCACUGGGCGCUGCAUUUGUAAGGCUGACUGGGGCGGUGUCCGUUGUGAGAGCCGUUGCCCACUGGGAUACUUCGGAGAGAGCUGCAGCGAUAUCUGCACCUGCCACAACAACUCAUCCUGUGAUCCAAUAACGGGUUCCUGUAUCUGUUCGCGAGGAUGGACUGGCCCGACGUGUAGCGAUCCUUGCCCGAAGGGUUUCUUCGGCCACGGUUGCAUGGAACGAUGCCCCGGAUCAGCGGAGUACAACAGGACGUGCAAUCCAAUCACUGGCCGUUAUAGUUGUCCUCCUGGCUAUAUCGGACCGACGUGCGAACAUCCCUGCUCGACUGGCCUGUUUGGGCAGGACUGCCAGUAUCCAUGUAGUUGCAAGAACGGUGGUGAAUGUUCGCACGUCACCGGCCAGUGCCAGUGUCCGCCUGGCUGGACCGGACCCCGGUGCGAGACAGUCUGCGAGGACAUGUAUUAUGGCACCAAUUGCAGUCAACGGUGCAAUUGCCACAAUAAUGCAAAAUGCCGCAAGAACGAUGGCAACUGCAUCUGCGAAGCUGGCUGGAUGGGACACCGGUGCGAUGAAGUGUGCCCGGAUGGGUUCUACGGCAACCAUUGUAUGAAUGCGUGCGAGUGCCCUGCCGGGAACUACGUAUGCCACGCGGCGAAGGGAUGCGUUUGCAUGGUCGGCUUCACCGGCCGGAACUGCGACGAGCGAAUGACGAAUAAGUUCACCCAAGAGCGCAUCGAAGAAGGCUCUAGCAGUUUUGUUGUAUGGACGGUCGUACUGACGAUAGUGUUCGUAUGCAUCAUCGGCAUAAUGCUGUUUCAUUAUCGACGACGAGUUGCGAACUUGAAGGCUGAAGUGAACCAUGUCGUCAACUACAUGACACAGGAGCAACCGAGUCACUUCGACAAUCCUGUGUACACGCGGACCGGCGGUGCCAAUGCUGCCGCUGCCAAUGGCGCUCCCGGUGGACAUUCCACCGAAUAUCCACCAAUCGAAGGUCGUACCGGUUUGCUGAGAAACGUCUUGCCAAACAAUCUGCGCGAUGCUAUGUCGGGUCUUCGAAGACAAAACCAAGACAAGUACUGUUACCCGGACAACGAAUAUGGCGUUGAUAAAUCCUACUCCAUCACGCACUACGGGCCGGAAAGUCUCAAGAACUUAGAAGCGGACAUGACAAAUCCGAAUUGUUUUAAGGAUCACGUGUACGAUGAAAUUCGUCUGAAGGAUUCAAUUGCGGCUUUAUCACGGGAUUCUAAUUACGCCACCAUUUACACCGAGUACGAUCACCUAGACUACUCGCGACCGGGCAGUUCGCACAAGGCACACUACUUCCGUAUGACCGACGGAAGCAACGUUAAUAGCAGCGUACCAAGUUCCCCAUUACCGAACGGAGCCGUUGCCGGAACGUCCCGGGGUGGAUCGCCGAAGGCGAUCAAUGUUCUGCGAGAGGCAAACGCCGGUCCGAUCAACAAUCUAUCCGCACCACCCCGAACGAAUCUGUUGCCGGCCGUUCCGUCAACGGUGGGAACCGCCGAAGCCAAAUGCACCAACACCGACGUCCACCUCGGUAACGACCUCUCCUCGUCCUCGAACUCAUCCCCAACGCCAUCAUCAUCCUCACCGUCCCAGCAGCAGCGGCUCGUCGACGGUGACGACAUCUACCUGCCGAUGACGGCCGGUAAUGUCGUUCCCGGUUCGUCCACAUCCUCCUCCGGGUCCGAGUUCGCUGGUCUCACAAUUCCCGAUCAUCAGCUCAACAUCAAGGAGUGAAUGGCUUUCGUGUCCGCAAUCGUUCCUAUCAUUUCCCAAUA
Messenger RNA from Anopheles nili, 3521 nucleotides. RefSeq names its product protein draper (gene drpr). The record is from RefSeq and is a predicted model, not a curated record. The transcript has 12 exons. Bases 1 to 3480 code for a protein of 1159 amino acids. Gene Ontology annotation, molecular function: protein binding; scavenger receptor activity. NCBI's taxonomy places the organism in Eukaryota, Metazoa, Arthropoda, Insecta, Diptera, Culicidae.